Molecule: messenger RNA, 4905 nt
Organism: Mus pahari (shrew mouse)
Lineage: Eukaryota; Metazoa; Chordata; Mammalia; Rodentia; Muridae
Gene: Usp19
Product: ubiquitin specific peptidase 19
Exons: 27
Coding region: 548-4627 (1359 amino acids)
Biological process (GO): protein deubiquitination
Molecular function (GO): cysteine-type deubiquitinase activity
Source: RefSeq, a predicted model, not a curated record
GUUCAAGGUCACGGGCCGUGCCAGCCCCGACAUCUCGAGCCUCGCGGCGUGCUCGGCCCGCCGAUGCCGACCGAGCCGUUAUGCUACUCCUGUGGCCGGCCUCUCUGUUUUUAAGAGGAUUAGCGGCGAGCGAGGGUGGCUUCCUGGAGGAGGCGGUGGCAGGCCUGGGAUUCGGAGGCUGGAGGAGGGCAGCAGCCUAGCUGGGGCGUUGGUCUGCGUUCAGUAACUCUGCGCAGCUUUUCUAGCCAGCUGGGAUCUCCGGAUAGUUUGCCGCCUCGACGGCUUCGGAGCAUGGGGGAGGGAUUCCGGCUGUGAAUCGGGCCUCCGUGUGAAGAGGAAACGGCGGGUGCCCUGCCCAGAGGCCUGGACAGACUGUCACUAAAGAUUCCGCUCAUCACUUAUCGUCCAAGGGCUCUUGGUUCUUUGCUGAAGAAUUUGGCCACAAAGAGUUGCCAAGAUAGCUGGGCCAGGAAGAAAGCGCCGCAGCCCUGACCCAGACGCUGUUGCCGACUCUGGGCCACUCUGGCUGGCUACCAAGCGGCUCAAGAUGUCUGCAGGGGCCAGUGCUACAGGCCCCAGGAGGGGGCCUCCAGGACUGGAGGAGGCCACUAGUAAGAAGAAACAGAAGGAUCGAGCAAACCUGGAAAGUAAAGAUGGAGAUGCCAGGAGAGUGUCCCUUCCUCGAAAGGAGCCGACCAAAGAUGAAUUGUUGCUUGAUUGGAGGCAGAGUGCAGAUGAGGUGAUUGUUAAGCUGCGGGUGGGAACAGGCCCCGUCCGUCUGGAGGAUGUGGAUGCUGCGUUCACAGACACGGACUGUGUGGUGAGGCUUCCAGAUGGUCGGCAGUGGGGUGGUGUCUUCUUUGCUGAAAUACAAAGUUCUUGCACCAAAGUACAGGCUCGCAAGGGUGGCCUUCUACAGCUAGCACUGCCCAAGAAGGUGCCUCUGCUCACGUGGCCCUCUCUCCUGAAGAAACCUCUGGGGACCCAAGAGCUGGUGCCAGGUUUGCAGUGCCAGGAGAACGGGCAAGAGCUGUCUCCCAUUGCCCUGGAGCCAGGCUCUGAGCCCCGCAGAGCUAAACAGGAAGCCCGAAACCAGAAGCGGGCCCAGGGUCGUGGUGAGGUAGGCUCAGGGGCUAGCCCUGGGGCACAGGCAGGGCCCAGCGCCAAGCGGGCUGUUCAUCUCCGCCGAGGGCCAGAAGGGGAAGGGUCCAUGGAUGGCCCCGGCCCCCAGGGCGAUGCCCCAUCUUUCCUGUCUGACUCAGCUACCCAGGUUGAGGCUGAGGAGAAGCUCCAUGCUCCACCAAUGAACACUCAAACCAGUCUCUUGAGCUCAGAGAAGAGUUUAGCCCUUCUGACAGUAGAGAAGGCAGUGUCGCCCAGGAGUGACCCAGGCGCCCCGGUUAUCAUCCAGAACAGAGACCCUGAGAAAAAAGACCAAGGCAAAGAGGAGAUGGCGGUUGGAGCUGAUUCUACAGCCUUAGUGGAGGAACCAGAGUCUAUGGUGAACCUGGCAUUUGUCAAGAAUGACUCGUACGAGAAGGGCCCGGACUCAGUGGUGGUGCACGUGUACGUGAAGGAGAUCCGCAGGGACACAUCCCGAGUGCUUUUUCGAGAGCAGGACUUCACACUGAUCUUCCAGACCAGGGAUGGAAACUUUCUAAGGCUGCAUCCGGGCUGUGGGCCCCACACCAUCUUUCGCUGGCAGGUGAAGCUCAGAAACUUGAUUGAGCCAGAGCAGUGUACGUUCUGUUUCACGGCCUCGAGAAUCGAUAUCUGCCUCAGGAAGCGGCAGAGUCAGCGCUGGGGGGGACUGGAGGCCCCUGCUACACGAGGUGCAGUGGGUGGUGCAAAGGUUGCCGUGCCGACAGGUCCAACCCCUUUGGAUUCAACCCCUCCAGGAGGUGGCCCCCACCCCCUGACAGGCCAGGAGGAAGCCAGGGCUGUAGAGAAGGAAAAACCCAAGGCUCGAUCAGAGGAUUCAGGGCUGGAUGGUGUGGUGGCCCGCACCCCCUUGGAGCAUGUAGCCCCUAAGCCAGAACCGCACUUGGCCUCGCCCAAACCCACGUGUAUGGUGCCUCCCAUGCCGCACAGUCCGGUGAGUGGUGAUAGUGUGGAGGAGGACGAAGAGGAAGAGAAGAAGGUGUGCCUGCCAGGCUUCACUGGCCUUGUCAACUUAGGGAACACCUGCUUCAUGAAUAGUGUCAUUCAGUCUCUGUCCAACACUCGGGAACUUCGUGACUUCUUCCACGACCGGUCCUUUGAAGCUGAGAUUAACUACAAUAACCCCCUGGGGACUGGUGGGCGCCUCGCCAUUGGCUUCGCUGUGCUGCUCCGGGCCCUGUGGAAAGGCACCCACCAAGCCUUUCAGCCCUCCAAGCUGAAGGCUAUUGUGGCAAGCAAGGCCAGCCAGUUCACGGGCUAUGCACAGCAUGAUGCCCAAGAGUUCAUGGCUUUCUUGUUGGAUGGGCUACAUGAAGACCUGAAUCGAAUCCAAAACAAACCCUACACAGAGACUGUGGACUCGGACGGGCGGCCCGAUGAGGUGGUAGCCGAGGAAGCAUGGCAGCGGCACAAGAUGAGGAAUGAUUCAUUCAUUGUGGACCUGUUUCAGGGCCAAUACAAGUCAAAGCUGGUGUGCCCUGUGUGUGCCAAGGUCUCCAUCACUUUUGACCCGUUCCUUUAUCUGCCAGUACCCUUGCCACAAAAGCAAAAGGUUCUCCCCAUAUUUUAUUUUGCCAGGGAGCCCCACAGCAAACCUAUCAAGUUCCUGGUGAGUGUGAGCAAGGAGAACUCCAGCGCAGGGGAGGUGCUGGGCUCCCUCUCUCAGAGUGUCCAUGUGAAGCCCGAGAACCUGCGCCUAGCCGAGGUAAUUAAGAAUCGUUUCCACCGUGUUUUCUUGCCCUCCCACUCACUGGACGCUGUGUCCCCCACGGACGUGCUCCUCUGCUUUGAGCUGCUCUCCCCAGAACUGGCUAAGGAGCGGGUAGUGGUGCUGGAGGUGCAGCAGCGCCCCCAGGUACCCAGCAUCCCUAUCUCCAAGUGUGCAGCCUGCCAGCGGAAGCAGCAGUCAGAAGAUGAAAAGCUGAAGCGUUGUACCCGUUGCUACCGUGUGGGCUACUGCAACCAGUUCUGCCAGAAAACCCACUGGCCCGACCACAAAGGCCUCUGCCGCCCUGAGAACAUUGGCUACCCCUUCCUGGUCAGUGUGCCUGCUUCACGCCUCACUUAUGCCCGUCUUGCUCAGCUACUAGAAGGUUAUGCACGGUACUCUGUGAGUGUAUUCCAACCGCCCUUCCAGCCUGGCCGCAUGGCUUUAGAAUCGCAGAGCCCUGGCUGUACCACAUUGCUUGCAACCAGCUCUCUGGAGGCUGGGGACAGUGAAAGAGAACCCAUUCAGCCUUCUGAGCUCCAAUUGGUGACCCCUGUGGCUGAGGGGGAUACAGGGGCUCACCGAGUAUGGCCGCCGGCUGAUCGGGGUCCUGUGCCUAGCACCAGUGGACUUUCCUCUGAGAUGCUGGCCAGUGGGCCUAUGGAAGGUUGUUCCCUGCUUGCUGGUGAGAGGGUAUCUCGGCCUGAAGCUGCUGUGCCUGGGUACCAACACUCAAGUGAAUCCGUGAAUACUCACACACCCCAGUUCUUCAUCUAUAAAAUUGAUGCAUCAAACCGUGAGCAGCGACUUGAGGACAGAGGGGAGACACCAUUGGAGCUGGGUGAUGACUGUAGCCUGGCUUUGGUGUGGCGGAACAAUGAACGCCUGCAGGAGUUUGUGUUGGUAGCCUCCAAGGAGCUGGAGUGUGCUGAAGAUCCAGGCUCCGCUGGUGAGGCUGCCCGUGCUGGCCACUUCACCCUGGACCAGUGUCUCAACCUCUUCACACGGCCUGAAGUGCUGGCACCUGAGGAAGCCUGGUACUGCCCACAGUGCAAACAACAUCGUGAGGCCUCCAAACAGCUGCUAUUGUGGCGCCUACCGAAUGUGCUCAUUGUGCAGCUCAAGCGCUUCUCCUUUCGUAGUUUCAUUUGGCGAGACAAGAUCAAUGACUUGGUGGAGUUUCCUGUUCGGAACCUGGACUUGAGCAAGUUCUGUAUCGGUCAGAAAGAGGAGCAGCUGCCUAGCUAUGACCUGUAUGCUGUCAUCAACCACUACGGAGGCAUGAUCGGUGGCCAUUAUACUGCUUGUGCACGGCUGCCCAAUGAUCGCAGUAGCCAGCGCAGUGACGUGGGCUGGCGCUUGUUUGAUGACAGCACGGUGACAACAGUAGACGAAAGCCAGGUGGUGACGCGCUAUGCCUAUGUUCUCUUCUACCGUCGUCGGAACUCUCCUGUGGAGAGACCCCCCAGGGCAGGUCACUCUGAACACCACCCAGACCUAGGCCCUGCAGCUGAGGCUGCUGCCAGCCAGGCUUCCCGGAUUUGGCAGGAGCUCGAGGCCGAGGAGGAGAUGGUACCCGAGGGGCCUGGGCCUCUGGGUCCUUGGGGGCCCCAAGACUGGGUGGGGCCCCCGCCACGUGGCCCUACUACACCAGACGAGGGUUGCCUCCGAUACUUUGUCCUGGGUACCGUGGCGGCUUUGGUGGCCCUUGUGCUCAACGUAUUCUAUCCUCUGGUAUCUCAGAGUCGCUGGAGAUGAGCUCACCUGCAGGCACCUGCUGUGAGCUGGCCUACCUGUCUGCUCACCAGGUCAUGCCUACCUUUGUGGUGGGAAACAACUCUGGGCUCUGAGCCUCAGUGUAUGUAUCUGGUGGGAGACUUGUGGGGACUGCAGCCUCUGCAGGGGCAGAGUAUCCUAGGGUGUGUGUCCAUCCAGUUGUCUGUCGUCCUGUUUCUCUGACCCUUGUCCUAGGGCUUGGCCCUGCUGGAACUAUUUCCUGUAUUUAAAGUGUUAAUAAAAUGAGUAUUCAGGCCCAA